CAAAUGACAGUCUUGGUGUUUUGGGGGCUAAUUUUGGCCUUCUGUAUUAGCUUUGCUCUGCUGAAAUGGAGUGACUUAAAAUAUAGAAGGAAACGCUUGCCACCAGGAACAAUGGGGUGGCCAAUUUUUGGAGAGACUGUAGAUUUUCUCAAGUAUGGACCGGAUUUCAUGAAGAAAAAAAGAGCAAAGUUUGGAAGUGUAUUCAAGACCCACAUAUUGGGUUGUCCUACCGUUAUCUCUCUGAAUCAAGAGCUCAACAGAUAUGUCCUUAUGAAUGAAGGAAAAGGACUUGUUCCUGGAUACCCAAAGUCCAUGCUGGAUGUAAUGGGGAAGACCAAUAUUGCUGCUGUGCAUGGUUCUGCUCACAAAUUCAUUAGGGGGUCAUUGCUAACUCUUAUUGGUCCUGAAGCAAUUCGAGAUCAACUUCUUCCAGAAAUUGAUAAGUUCAUGAGAAAUUUUAUCAACAACUGGGAUGGCAAAACCAUUGACAUUCAGGAAAAAGCCAUUGAGAUGGCUUUUUACGCAGCCUUCAGACAGAUUAUAAAAGCUGAAUAUGAUUUAGUUUGUAAGGCUUUUAAAGCGGAGUUUGAUAAGGCAGCAACAGCAUCACUUUCUUUGCCUAUCAACAUUCCAGGCACAAAUUACUACGAGGGUUUACAGGCAAGGAAGAAGAUCCAUAAACUUUUGAAACAAAUUAUGGAAAAGAGAAGUGCUUCUGGGAAAACUCAUGAUGACAUGUUUGCCGAGCUUAUAGGAAAUGAGAAGUCAAGAUAUCAUCUAUCCGAAGAGCAGAUAUUUGAUCAAAUAUUUGCAAUACUGUAUUCCGGUUAUGAAACUGUCUCCGUUACUAGCAUGAUGGCCAUCAAGUUUUUACAUGAUCACCCUAAAGCUCUUCAAGAACUUAGGGAAGAACAUUUAGUAAUACGAGAAAGAAAAAAACCGGAGGAGCCAAUUGACUGGAAUGACUACAAGUCUAUGAGUUUCACUCGUGCCGUGAUCCUCGAAACCUCAAGGUUGGCCACUGUUGUUAAUGGAGUACUAAGGAAGACAACACAAGAUUUGGAAUUGAAUGGAUUCUUCAUUCCAAAAGGAUGGAGAAUAUAUGUUUUCACAAGGGAUAUCAAUUAUGAUCCACUCCUCUAUCCAAAGCCUUUUACAUUCAAUCCCUGGAGAUGGAUGGAUAAGAGCUUGGAGUCUCACAGCUAUUGCUUCUUAUUUGGAGCUGGAGGCAGGCUGUGUCCAGGAAAGGAAUUGGGCAUGGUUAAAGUUUCUACAUUCCUUCACUAUUUUGUUACUAAAUACAGAUGGGAGGAAGUUGGAGAAGUAGAGAUCAUAAAAUUUCCCAGAGUUGAAGUACCAAAUGGGCUGCACGUAAGGGUAUCAAAGCACUAA
Messenger RNA from Quercus lobata, 1392 nucleotides. RefSeq names its product cytochrome P450 85A1-like. The annotation marks the transcript as partial. The transcript has 9 exons. Gene Ontology annotation, biological process: brassinosteroid homeostasis; brassinosteroid biosynthetic process; multicellular organism development. The record is from RefSeq and is a predicted model, not a curated record. NCBI's taxonomy places the organism in Eukaryota, Viridiplantae, Streptophyta, Magnoliopsida, Fagales, Fagaceae. Gene Ontology annotation, molecular function: iron ion binding; monooxygenase activity; heme binding.